AUGUCUACCACUGAGACUACCAACAACGGCGCCCUCGAGAAGGACGUCGGUGUUGCCUCCGCACCUGGCGCAGCCAACCUUCAGCCGCAGAUGUCGGCCGAGGAGCACGAGGUCGCUCGCCAGGCUGCGCGCUUCGGCUACGGCCCUCUCGCUCACGUCAACACUGCUGAGGCUCGUCUCCCCGCCUUCGGUGGUGAGUUCCAGCCCGGUCUGUACAAGCCCGUCGAGGGCCGCAAGUUCGCCAACCCUGCUCCUCUGGGCCUGUGCGCUUUCGCCUUGACCACUUUCGUGCUGAGCGCCAUCAACAUGGGUGCCCGCGACCUCACCCAUCCCAACAUCGUUUGCGGUCUUGCUUUCGGUUACGGUGGUCUGGUCCAGCUGCUUGCCGGCAUGUGGGAAAUGGCCGUUGGUAACACCUUCGGUGCCACUGCUCUCUCCUCGUACGGCGGUUUCUGGCUCGCGUUUGCCAUUGUUUUGACCCCUGGUGGCUUCGAAAUCGAGUCGAGUCUUGGGGCCGUCCCGUUCGCAAACUCCAUGGGUCUCUUCCUGAUGGGCUGGUUCAUCUUCACCACCAUCCUGGUCUUCUGCACCCUCCGCUCCACCGUUGCCUUCUUCACCCUGUUCUUCACCCUGGAUCUGACCUUCCUCCUGCUGGGUAUUGCUUACAUCUACCACGACGAUGCCGGUAUCCCCAACAGUAGCAUCCAGAAGGCUGGUGGAUUCUUCGGUUUCCUCGCUGCUUUCGCCGCCUGGUACAACGCCCUGGCUGGUCUGGCCGACAACAGCAACAGCUUCUUCGUCAUCCCCGUUGCCCACUUCCCCUGGUCUGCCACUGGUCGUGAGCGCCGCGGAAAGACCGACCGUGAGCUGGCAUAA
Molecule: messenger RNA, 876 nt
Organism: Penicillium cosmopolitanum
Lineage: Eukaryota; Fungi; Ascomycota; Eurotiomycetes; Eurotiales; Aspergillaceae
Product: acetate uptake transporter family protein
Exons: 2
Coding region: 1-876 (291 amino acids)
Cellular component (GO): plasma membrane
Molecular function (GO): acetate transmembrane transporter activity
Source: RefSeq, a predicted model, not a curated record